Messenger RNA from Metschnikowia bicuspidata var. bicuspidata NRRL YB-4993, 861 nucleotides. It is a transcript of the gene CPP1, whose product is annotated as tyrosine/serine/threonine protein phosphatase. The annotation marks the transcript as partial. Gene Ontology annotation, biological process: protein dephosphorylation; negative regulation of MAPK cascade. Gene Ontology annotation, cellular component: nucleus; cytoplasm; cytosol. NCBI's taxonomy places the organism in Eukaryota, Fungi, Ascomycota, Pichiomycetes, Serinales, Metschnikowiaceae. Gene Ontology annotation, molecular function: protein tyrosine/threonine phosphatase activity; MAP kinase tyrosine/serine/threonine phosphatase activity. The transcript is spliced from 2 exons. The record is from RefSeq and is a predicted model, not a curated record.
UCUUCCUCUGGUUCUAUGAACUAUUCCCCCAGACAUUCUUGCAAACCCAGUUCGCUUCUGAGCUCAAGGAACAUCAACAUCCAACGCCUUCUGCUAGAUACAAACACAGUGCAACCAUCUUCGGUCCUGCUGCCGCCAAAAAAAGGCAAGCCGUUGGCUAUUUUUAUUCCGUCUGGCACGAGUCCCACAAUGCUGCCGCACAAUUCUAUAAAGACUCCAGUACAAGAGCAUUUGCCCACCAGAUAUUCUCCUAACCCGCUGCUGGCCUCCGCUUACGCGAUGCCUCAAUAUCCUGGUGAAACACCAGAAACCCUCAUGAUGCCUGAAGAGCUACAAGAGGUUGGGCUAACUUCCGCCUAUCCCCAAGGCCCGGCAAACGUUUUGAACUCCGUUUUGUAUCUAUACUCAGACCCCAAAACGUCUGGUUCUCCGAUCGAUAUCAACGACUUCGAUCUAGUAGUCAAUGUCGCAAGAGAAUGCGACGAUCUCAGCGCAGACUUUGACGAUCGGAGCGGCACGAGAAAGUACUUGAGAGUCCCCUGGUCCCACACCUCUGCUAUCCUGAAGGAGUUGCCCACAAUAACACAGGAAAUCGCGGCUAUGGACAAGCCCGGAAAAAAAAUACUAGUCCACUGCCAAUGCGGCGUGCUGCGAUCUGCCUGUGUGGUGGUGGCGUACUUCAUGGUCAAAUUCAAAAUCUCUGUGAAUGAGGCUUACGAGCUCUUGAAGUCGGGCACGGAGAGCGACACAGAAACGUGCUCCCAGAAAAUCAGAGCAGAAGGUAACUUUGUGAAAGGUUGUGAGCGCAUAUGUCCCAACAUGAGUCUCAUUUUUGAGUUGAUGGAUUUUGGAGAUAAGCUA